This is a messenger RNA of Populus nigra (black poplar), 2611 nucleotides long. Its product is annotated as sedoheptulose-1,7-bisphosphatase, chloroplastic-like. Gene Ontology annotation, molecular function: fructose 1,6-bisphosphate 1-phosphatase activity. Gene Ontology annotation, cellular component: cytoplasm. The record is from RefSeq and is a predicted model, not a curated record. Gene Ontology annotation, biological process: fructose 6-phosphate metabolic process; sucrose biosynthetic process; gluconeogenesis. The transcript is spliced from 8 exons. The coding region runs from base 123 to 1301 and encodes 392 amino acids. NCBI's taxonomy places the organism in Eukaryota, Viridiplantae, Streptophyta, Magnoliopsida, Malpighiales, Salicaceae.
AUUCCAAGGUUCCAAGGCCAAAACUGAAAUAUUCUGCUAGCAAGAGGUUCUAGCUUUUCAAGAAAAGCAACGCUGUUGCACUCCUUUACUAUUUUUCCUGGAAAUUUGGUCAUCCAGCUAAAAUGGAGACUGGCAUAGCAUGUUGUGCUCGUGGGGCUUACUUACCUGGUGUUUCUCAGCAUUCUAAAGCUCCGGUGUCUCCACAGUCCAUUUCUCCAUCCUGCAGUUCCAGGGGUCUGAAAUCAAGCUCACUAUUUGGGGAGACGUUGCGCUUCGUACCAAGAUCAUCACUGAAGGUUUCGAAGGCAAAGAACUCUUCCCUUGUGACCAGAUGUGAGAUUGGUGAUAGCCUGGAAGAAUUCCUCACAAAGGCAACUUCAGAUAAGGGACUCAUAAGGGUGCUGAUGUGCAUGGGAGAGGCAUUAAGGACCAUUGCCUUCAAAGUCAGGACUGCUUCCUGUGGAGGAACAGCUUGUGUGAACUCCUUUGGAGAUGAGCAGCUUGCUGUGGACAUGCUUGCCAACAAUCUUCUUUUUGAGGCUUUGACUUACUCCCACUUCUGCAAAUAUGCUUGCUCUGAAGAAGUCCCUGAAUUACAAGACAUGGGUGGCCCAACCGAAGGUGGAUUCAGUGUUGCUUUUGAUCCACUUGAUGGUUCCAGUAUCGUCGACACAAAUUUCUCCGUGGGCACCAUCUUUGGAGUGUGGCCUGGAGACAAAUUAACUGGGGUAACAGGGAGAGAUCAAGUUGCUGCAGCCAUGGGGGUCUAUGGUCCUCGAACUACAUACGUUCUUGCUCUUAAAGACUACCCUGGAACCCACGAGUUUCUUCUUCUUGAUGAAGGAAAAUGGCAACAUGUCAAAGAGACAACAGAGAUCGGUGAAGGGAAACUUUUCUCCCCUGGAAAUUUGAGAGCCACAUUUGACAACGUUGACUAUGAAAAGCUGAUCAACUACUACGUUAAAGAGAAGUACACCUUGAGAUACACAGGAGGAAUGGUGCCAGAUGUAAACCAGAUCAUUGUUAAAGAGAAGGGUGUCUUCACAAAUGUUAUUUCACCAUCUUCCAAAGCCAAGCUGAGAUUGUUGUUUGAGGUUGCGCCUUUGGGGUUCUUGGUUGAAAAGGCUGGGGGUUACAGUAGUGAUGGAUAUCAGUCUGUGCUAGACAAGGAAAUCAUAAAUCUUGAUGAUAGAACUCAAGUUGCAUAUGGCUCCAAGAAUGAGAUUAUCCGGUUUGAAGAAACUCUAUACGGGAAAUCAAGACUUAAGUCUGAGGGCGUUCCUGUAGGAGCUGCUGCUUAAGCAAAAGUGCUAGCUUCUCAUGCCUUUCUUAUCUUUGUUUUGAUCCAAAUUUAAGCUGUCUGGUAUACAGAAUUGUUCGAUAGUGCAUGGAACAUUCAAAUAUUGGAGACUUCUACAAUUAAAAGAUUAGAUUUGCGCGAGCAUGAAAAUCAAGCAGGAAUGAUGACUAUUCUUUCCUUGGCAUGUUUUCUUCUCUGAUUUGUGUGAUUGACUAUAUAUGGAACUGACCUUCAAGGGAACUGCUUAUAAAUAUGUUUUAAAGUUAGAUGAUCAUAAAUUUGUACUGGGUUUUGUUGAAGUUUCUGCUGCUGUUAGGGGGAAGUUACAUUCAUGGUUUCAGCUCUACGAGUAAUAUUUAUUAAAAGCCUGUUGGGAAUUUCGUGAACUUCACCGGCAAGAUUUUUGAGUCUGUUGCCUCAACGCGUAAAGACACAGAGUGGCAGUAGUACUGCUACUUGAGCGGCAAUAAAGAUGGUUGGCCCUGGAAUUAUCCCUAUUCCCUUGUCUUGAUUCUCAGACCAUGCCAAGCUUUGCUUUUUAGAUCUUACUUCUUAGGAUUCUUCUCAAGAUACUAUCGCUGCAAUCUUACAGUGAACAUAUUCUAUUUGCCAGCUCAAGGUGAUCAUAAUCGUAAGAAGAUCCAUAGCAAGUUUACCCAUUCUAUCAAGGGCGAACCUAAAAAUUUGAUUGUUUGCAAGGUGAAGGAUUUUGCUGACACAAUUUGAGACAGAACCUUAGACCACACUAGAUACCGAUACACAUGGUAUCGUUAUGCACAAGUUCUUUUUAUUUAUGUAUUGUUUGUGCUUUUGAACUUCAUUCUAGUCUAAUCAUAGCAGUUACCUUUCAUAUAGGAGGUCGAAGCAGGAGUGGUGAAAUAGCGCGGAUCGGCAGGAGGCAUAGUUGAGGCACCUAUAGACAAAGUCUGGACCAUGGUUUCUGAAACCAAGAAACUAGCAGAAUGGAUGCCAAUGGUUGAAAGAUGCACUGACUUGGCUGGAGAAGAAGGCGUUCCAGGUUAUGUUCGGGCAGUAUCAGGAUUCAUGCUCCCUCAACAAAAUGGUGACAGGUCAUGGAUUAAGGAGAGGCUGGUUGCAAUGGAUUCUACAUCACAUAGCCAUGUUUACAAAAUGGAGGCCAGCAAUGUUGGUUUAGAUGGAUCAAUAAAUACAUUAAAACUUGUUGAUUACGGGGAUGAUUCCACACUAGUUAACUGGUCAUUAAUUUCAGAUAGCAUAAUAUAGAUUAUCUUGGAUUUCUGUACAAAUCUGGCAUUAAUAGGAUUGAAGGUGCUCUAAGAGCUUCAUCAA